Polyodon spathula (Mississippi paddlefish) is the source of this 1483-nucleotide messenger RNA. It is a transcript of the gene tubb6, whose product is annotated as tubulin, beta 6 class V. Gene Ontology annotation, cellular component: microtubule; cytoplasm. The transcript has 3 exons. The coding region runs from base 160 to 1284 and encodes 374 amino acids. Gene Ontology annotation, biological process: mitotic cell cycle; microtubule cytoskeleton organization. Gene Ontology annotation, molecular function: structural constituent of cytoskeleton; GTP binding; GTPase activity. The record is from RefSeq and is a predicted model, not a curated record. NCBI's taxonomy places the organism in Eukaryota, Metazoa, Chordata, Actinopteri, Acipenseriformes, Polyodontidae.
UUUUGGGAAGUGAUCAGUGAUGAACAUGGUAUCGAUCCAGCAGGAAAUUAUAUCGGUGACUCAAAUCUGCAGCUGGAGAGGAUAAACGUUUACUACAAUGAGGCAUCCUCCCAGAAGUACGUUCCACGAGCAGUUCUGGUUGAUUUGGAGCCUGGCACAAUGGAUAGUGUUCGAUCUGGGCCUUUUGGUCACCUUUUCAGGCCUGAUAACUUCAUUUUUGGGCAAACGGGUGCAGGGAACAAUUGGGCAAAAGGCCAUUAUACAGAAGGGGCAGAACUGGUGGACUCUGUGCUGGAUGUGGUGAGGAAAGAAUGCGAGCACUGUGACUGUCUGCAGGGGUUUCAGCUCACUCACUCCCUGGGAGGAGGCACAGGCUCUGGAAUGGGAACGCUACUCAUCAGCAAAAUACGAGAGGAAUAUCCCGACAGGAUUAUGAAUACCUUCAGCGUCAUGCCUUCUCCCAAAGUGUCAGACACUGUAGUUGAACCUUACAAUGCCACCUUGUCCGUCCAUCAGUUGGUUGAGAAUACUGAUGAAACUUACUGCAUUGACAACGAGGCCCUUUAUGACAUCUGCUUUCGCACACUCAAGCUUACCACCCCCACCUACGGGGACCUGAACCACUUGGUGUCAUCGACAAUGAGUGGGGUCACCACCUCUCUGAGAUUCCCUGGACAGCUCAAUGCAGAUCUACGGAAGCUAGCUGUCAACAUGGUGCCAUUCCCUCGCCUCCAUUUCUUUAUGCCUGGUUUUGCACCGCUCACAGCCCGUGGCAGCCAGCAGUACCGUGCUCUCACAGUUCCCGAGCUGACACAGCAAAUGUUUGAUGCCAAGAACAUGAUGGCGGCCUGCGACCCAAGGCAUGGGCGCUACCUAACGGUGGCCACCGUCUUCAGGGGUCCCAUGUCGAUGAAAGAGGUGGACGAGCAGAUGCUGGCUAUCCAGAACAAGAACAGUAGCUACUUUGUGGAAUGGAUUCCCAAUAAUGUCAAGGUGGCAGUGUGCGACAUUCCUCCCCGAGACCUCAAGAUGUCUUCCACAUUCAUAGGCAACAGCACCGCCAUUCAGGAGCUGUUCAAGCGAAUCUCAGAGCAGUUCUCUGCCAUGUUCAGGAGAAAGGCUUUCCUCCACUGGUUCACUGGGGAAGGGAUGGAUGAGAUGGAGUUUACAGAGGCAGAAAGCAACAUGAACGACCUUGUCUCAGAGUAUCAGCAGUACCAGGAGGCCACAGCCAACGAUGGAGAGGAGACAUUCGAGGAGGAUGAGGAAGAAGUGAAUGAAUAAACAAAACAAUUAUUAAUCAAAAUUAUUAACCCAAUAUUCUGUUUUCCUGAAUAUAAAGUGCACUUUGUGGUUUGUUUGAGACAGAAUUCACUGCCGGUAUUCUUAAAGCAAUGUGAGCACAAGCAAGAGUUUUUGUUACACAGUAUUAUUAACGUGAACGUUUUGAAGAAAUAAUGGUUACAAUAAACAGAUAAAACGC